Molecule: messenger RNA, 927 nt
Organism: Perkinsus marinus ATCC 50983
Lineage: Eukaryota; Perkinsozoa; Perkinsida; Perkinsidae
Exons: 13
Coding region: 1-927 (308 amino acids)
Source: RefSeq, a predicted model, not a curated record
AUGACUAGCAAGGUACAUGAUGAAAAUACUAUCCCCAAGACCAUUCUGAACCUCCAAGCUGUGAAUAGCCCUACAAGUAUUUCCAACCUACAUUGUAUUAACUCCUCCAUCGAGGGAAUGAAGACUACUAUUGCGGGAACUAUCCCGAGCCUCCAUCCUAUCAAUGCCGAUCCUACGUUACUUACUGAACCUCCUUUCUCUUCUAUACCCUCUGCCGUGACUCGGAUGACUAGCGAGGCACAUGAUGGAAAUACUAUCCCCAGCACUGCUUUGGACCUCCACACUGUUAGUAGCUCCACACCUAUACCGAACCUUCAUUGUAGCAACUCACCCCUCGAGGCAAUGGAGACUACUAUUCUGGGAACUAUCCCGAGCCUCCAUACUAUCAAUGCCGAUCCUACGUUACUUACUGAAGCUCCUAUCUCUUCUAUACCCUCUGCCGUGACUCGGAUGACGAGCGAGGCACAUGAUGGAAAUACUAUCCCCAGCACUGCUUUGGACCUCCACACUGUUAGUAGCCCCACACUUAUUCCCAACCUUCAUUGUAGCAACUCACCCCUCGAGGCAAUGGAGACUACUAUUCUGGGAACUAUCCCGAGCCUCCAUCCUAUCAAUGCCGAUCCUACGUUACUUACUGAAGCUCCUAUCUCUUCUAUACCCUCUGCCGUGACUCGGAUGACUAGCGAGGCACAUGAUGGAAAUACUAUCCCCAGCACUGCUUUGGACCUCCACACUGUUAGUAGCCCCACACUUAUACCGAACCUUCAUUGUAGCAACUCACCCCUCGAGGCAAUGGCGACUACUAUUCUGGGAACUAUCCCGAGCCUCCAUCCUAUCAAUGCCGAUCCUACGUUACUUACUGAAGCUCCUAUCUCUUCUAUACCCUCUGCCCUGACUCGGAUGAUUAGCGAGGUAGCUUUUAUUUGA